AGCUUGAACAAAAAAGAAAAGAAAAACAAAACCGAAUAAUUUAAAAGAAAAAGACUUUUUUUUAUUGGUCUCUUUGGUAAGUGUGAGAACUGAAAAGUACAUUUAUACUGGAAACACAGAGAUCGAACGAACCGUCUUCACUUUCCCUGUCUGCAUCUUGCACAACUAGCUAGUACAGCUUCUUCUUUCUCAGAAUCUUGUCUGCACAAUUUGAUUCCAUCUUCUCUCAAUCUCACCUCAAGAUGCCAAUCAACAAAGACCCAUCAACACCUCCGCCUGUCAUCGGAAAGAUCGGGCCUUACACUGUCUUCAUGACUCCUCCGGCGACUCCAAAACCACCUGAGUCUCCUGCCGCCGUGUCUCAGAAGGCUAUCCUUCAACCGCCGGUUCUUCCUCCGCCGCAGCAGUUUAAAUCGGUGGCUUCGUCCUCUGAACAAGACAGCUCAGUUUUGGGUUUCCUCAAAAACGCCGCCACAAAGGUUCAAAAUGCACACUCAAGCGUGGAUGAUCACUUGGUGAGAUGGUUUGGGUUAAACCAAUCUAAGUACCAGUGGGCUUUGGACGAGUAUUACCAAGACAAAGGAUCUGUCUCUGAAGAUGUGUUAAUCUCUGGAACCAUCAUUCAAAUUCUCAAUCACGUACAUCCCCAAAAGCACCGCCGCGAAGUACGUCUUUUACGAGAAUCCAAGGAACAUCGUGUGUGGACUUCUCCGGACAGUGGGAAAGAGCUCUGCCGCAAAAAUAGGUUUCAUUGCUUUGCAAUUUUGGAGCAGAGGAGUUUCAACGAGCUUCUUCUUAUCAUGUUUUUUUUGUUGCCAAGGAUGUUUGGCUUCCUGUGAUAUAUGUGAAGAUCUUCUGAAGUAAAACAUGCAUCUUUUGGAACAUGAGUUUUGCCAUUUCAAACUAAAGACAGUCAAUUGUUCAAAUAGCCAUAUAACAAAAAAAUUAAAACCAGCUAAAAACAUUGAGUGUCCGGUUAUGUCGGAGGAUAACCUUGCUAACUUAUGAUUGAUGUUCUCAAAAAGUUUAACCAUUCACCGAUCGUACAUGGACUAUUUUAAAUUAUAUAUUUUUAUAAAAUAAAUUAUUCUUCAAGUGUCCAAAUAGCCGGUAAACAUAGCUAUUUGUUAGUAAAUAACUGUUUAUAUAUAUUGUUGACCGGCUAAACAAACGAAUGUUAUCCGGCUAAACUAACAAAUAUAUUACAUAAAAAGAUUUGAUUUGAAUACGUUAAAAUAUAUUUGUUAGCUGGCUAAACAAACGAAUGUUAGCCGGCUAAACUAACAAAUACCUAAACAUAUUAUAUAUGUUAGCCGACUAAACUAACAAAUAUACUGCGUGAAAAUAUUUGAUUCAAAUACAUAAAAAUACA
This is a messenger RNA of Brassica rapa (field mustard), 1372 nucleotides long. RefSeq lists its product as uncharacterized. The record is from RefSeq and is a predicted model, not a curated record. NCBI's taxonomy places the organism in Eukaryota, Viridiplantae, Streptophyta, Magnoliopsida, Brassicales, Brassicaceae.